GCUGACGAGCACGGGACGUGACGUCACCAGGUGUGACUUCGACACGGGAUCCGAGAAAGAGAAAGACGAGUUUAUUUAUUUAAUUAUUUUAAAAACUGAUCAAAAUCGGAGUCACAUUGUCGUUUAAUCAAAAACGAUACAUAUCGUCAGAUUGUAAUGUUUUAUUUCGCGUGAACGUGAACGCAUCGUUUAGUUUGUGUUUGCGCAGCAGAGGUUCGUGAACGUCUCUCAUGGAAGCUGCAGACGGUCAGCGUGGGGUGCCGCGGGACAGUGGCGGUGCUCAGAGACGCUCCCCGCUCGACGUCAUCAUGAGUCAGAUUCGCCGUAAACGUACAGCCUCUGACAGGAAGCCACUGGGACGCUUCCUGUCCUGGUCCUCAGAGCGGACGAGGAUCCCUGAGGAUGGAGAGUCUGAGGCCAGAGAGGACAGAGGACAGAGAGGACAGUGCUCAGGUGUGGUCAAAGCAGCAGAGGAAGAAUGCGACAGUGGCUGGGGUCGAGUUCGUGUUUUCCUGCAAAGGCUCGGGAAGAAAGCGGACAGCAGUGUUCUCAGUGUGUCUCACUGUGACCUGACCGCUACUGACCUGCUGGAGCUGGCGACACUGCUGCAGUUCCUGCCUCAGCUGGAGGACGUGGAUGUCUCAUGGAAUGACCUGAUUGGCGGCUGUCUCACCACACUGACCUCUCACCUCCAUCAUGUGGGCGGGGUCAGGUCGCUGAGGCUGUGCAGCUGCAGGCUGAGCGUUGAUGACAUCACUGGGCUGGGCGAAGCUCUCGGCUGCAUCCCAUUUUUGGAGGUCCUGGAUUUGUCUUGGAACAGUGGCAUCGGUGGCAGAGGAUUACAAGCCCUGCUGGGUAAACUUCUACCACCACUGAGGGAGAUGCACCUGGUGGCCUGUCAGCUCACUGCAGCUGAUGCUGCUGCACUGGGAGGAAAGUUGUCUUCUCUGCCCAGACUCUGUGUGUUGGAUGUUUCCUGUAACCCUCAGCUCACACAGGAAGUGGAGGGAGGCGGCUUCAGAGAACUAGCCGCCUCCCUCUCUCACGCCACCUCCCUGACGACGCUUCGACUGCAUGCGUGCGGCCUGACGCCAGACUGCCUCGAUGCUCUGGGUGGUUCGCUCCGUUACCUCCCCUCAGUGCGGGAGUUGGACGUGUCCUGUAACAGGGCCGUGUCGGGAGGACUGAACCUCCUCACCUUUCACCUGGCUCACCUCACACACCUGGAGAUCUUCGACGUCCACCUGUGCUGCCUCACACACGCAGACCUGGAGGCCCUGAUCCAGGUGCUCCCGGCUCUGACAGCACUCACAGAGCUUGAUGUAUCAUCCAAUAAGGAGGCAGGGGGCGUAGUCCACCUGUUAGUCUCCGCCCUCCCGCUGACACAGAUGAAGCGUCUCCCGCUGAACAGCUGCAGCCUCAACCAGGAAUCGCUCACUGCUCUGGCUCAGAUUGUGCCAUCCCUCCUCGGCGUGGACGUGUCCUGGUGUAAAGCGGUAGGUGGUCGCUCGUCUCUGAUCCUCGACACCCUUCAGCCGUCAGUCAUCGCUGCGCUCCGCCUCAGCAGCUGUGACCUCACCACUGAUGACCUGCGUCACCUAGCGUCCGUCUGCAGACGUGGUUGUCUGUCGUCUUUGAAGAUCUUGGACCUCUCCUACAACUCCUCAGUGGGUGAUGAAGGUUGGUCCACUCUCUUUGAAGCUGGAGGUCUAGGCUUGCUGGAGGACCUGGACCUGAGCCUGCGACCUUUAACCUCGGCCUCCUGCUCGGCCUGGCUGCCAGCGCUGCUGCGAGCUCUGCCCACGCUGACGGUUUUGACCCGGCUGUCUGCUCAGCGCUGGACGAUGGGCUCUCAGGAACGACAGCAGCUGAGUCAGUGUGUGAGGAAGAGUAAGCUGCUGCUGGAGUUUGAUCCAGAAAUAAAAGACGUGACAUCAUUGUGUAAGAGGACCAACCAGCAGAGAGCAGAGGAGUGACCUGCUCAUGUGACCGACUCCUCAUACAGUGACUCAGCAGAUCAUGAAACAACACAGUAAAUACCAACAGGAAACUGAA
Messenger RNA from Solea senegalensis (Senegalese sole), 2055 nucleotides. It is a transcript of the gene lrrc31, whose product is annotated as leucine rich repeat containing 31. The record is from RefSeq and is a predicted model, not a curated record. NCBI's taxonomy places the organism in Eukaryota, Metazoa, Chordata, Actinopteri, Pleuronectiformes, Soleidae. The transcript has 10 exons. The coding region runs from base 231 to 1976 and encodes 581 amino acids. Gene Ontology annotation, molecular function: protein binding.